This is a messenger RNA of Lithohypha guttulata, 1323 nucleotides long. RefSeq lists its product as uncharacterized. The transcript has a single exon. The record is from RefSeq and is a predicted model, not a curated record. Lineage: Eukaryota; Fungi; Ascomycota; Eurotiomycetes; Chaetothyriales; Trichomeriaceae. Bases 1 to 1323 code for a protein of 440 amino acids.
AUGUCCAUGAUUGACGAAAAGCCUGCUCUUGCACCAAACGGCACUUGCACGAUUUGCUUCGCGAUAGGUCAGCCAAGGCGCAGUGUUGAUCCCAAAUCCAGUGGCUCACAAUUAGACCCAUUCCAAGCAAAGAAGUUGUUUUCGCAUUCUGUUGUGACUUCCAGUUGCGACCUUGUGUGCGGUGGUAUGGCACGAGGAGUCAAAAAGCUGCCGAAAGCAAACAGAAGCUCAACCACUACCUCGAAUACGGCUGCCACAAUCCCAAGCACAUCUACUCCGUCUCUUCCUGCCCCAUUCGUUCCAGCACCUGUAGCGCUGCUUGCUUUGACGAACACUCUACCUCGAAACCAUGUCUUUCUUGUUCAUCCUGAAUCCAGCUUGCCGGGAUUGAGAAAAAGAUUGUUUCUCGUGCCUGUAUUGCUCAAUAUAGUAAUCGUGGCUGGUUUGUGCUGGCGUUUGUACUAUGCUGUGCCUGUCUACCUCGAACAAAUCAGCACAAUUCUCGGAUAUCAAACUCCUUACUCGGUCAAGCCCAAGGCUCUAAGCUGGUCCGUCCUCUUCGAGAUCAUCGCAUACAGGACGUUCUACUUGACCAUAGACUACGCGCUCUUUGGGUUGCUCGGACGAUGGCCAUGGGAAUUUCUGUUCGGAGACAGGUAUGGGCGCCAUACUAGUGCUUUCCACUGGAAAUGGAGCGUAGGCUUCAACCGUGAGAAAGAACCGAUUGUUCGCAGAGCAAGACGGUGGGACGCAUCCAUUUACCAAAGCGAAAUCGAACGAAAGCAUCAGGGAAAGCCAGAGAAGGAAUGGACAAAGGAAGAGGAGUUGGCUGUCUAUACAAAAUGCUCGGAUGCAUUGAGACAAUUUGUUACGAUGAAGAAUGCAUUGUCUCUUUUGGACAAGGAUUGGGACCUCGACUACCGGGCUAUGGUUGACACGGCCGAGCUCAUAGAUGCUGCAAAGCUUACCUGGCCUGAUCUCGAUCAUGUCGUUCUGGUUCCAUGGCAGGGCAAGUGGUAUUCGUGGUAUCCUCAUGGUGUAUCGACCGCAAUUUCAAGUGGUCAGCCAGCUAAGAAGCAAGAUGAGAAGCUUGAGGAAUUCAAGAAAGCGUUAAUUGAGCUCAAAUGUGAGGACAUCUUCUAUAGGUGGAUCGAGAUCGUACAAUUCGAGACCUCUCAGCCUGCUGGCCUCACGCCUAACAAAAAGAUGGAGAUGGAACAAGAGCUGAAGAAUAUGCUAGAAGCACGAAACAAAGAUUUUGCAAGCUUUUUGCAGGUGAUUGGUGGCCUAUCGAGUGUCCCUGGUUUAGGGAUUGGCGGGUGA